This is a messenger RNA of Nanorana parkeri, 471 nucleotides long. Its product is annotated as ladinin-1-like. Bases 72 to 401 code for a protein of 109 amino acids. The record is from RefSeq and is a predicted model, not a curated record. The transcript is spliced from 6 exons. Lineage: Eukaryota; Metazoa; Chordata; Amphibia; Anura; Dicroglossidae.
AGGAUGACAGCGGUUUCACACGCAGAUCCAGCUUAAGGUUGUCUCUAAGAAGUCAAAAAAUAGAAGAUCGUAUGGAAAAAUACACUUCAGCUAUACAGAGAUCAGCGAGUGUCAGGAUACCACCCUCUCACAGUCGAGCAGCUAUUGGCACAUUGGAUGGAGUUGCUUCUAAGAGAAAUAUCUUUGAAAAGGAUGAAGAAAACUCUGAUAAAUCAAACAUAUCCCGAAAGGAUUUAGCGCUUUCUGGAUCUGUUACAUCACGCAUCAAUCAAUGGAGUAACAAAGUGCCACAAAGCUCAAGCACUAGUACAAGCACAAAGGGUUUUAAAACAGGGGAUGUGGCCACAAAAAGAAUGUUGUGGCAGCAGAGAUCCCAGUCUUCAAGUGACACAAAGCUCUGAAAUCGGCCAAAAAUAUCUGCCCAUAACAUGCAAGGAAUUAUGCCAAAAUGAUCAAAUAUUAUUCUAGAAG